AACCUGACUCCUCCUGGCCCUUUUACUCCUCCUUAUUUCCUCUCUCUUUCUCUUUGAUUCUGUUCUGUUUUCACUCUCUACAACUUCAAUGGCAGACCCCUCGAUGUACAACUUCUUCAACCAGCCUUCUUCAGCUUCCAAAUCCACCAAGAAACACCCCCCAAUAGCUACCCCAUCUGCUCCUCCAAGGCUUUUCCAAUGCCUUUACUGUCCAAGGAAAUUCUUCACUUCUCAAGCUCUUGGUGGCCACCAAAAUGCUCAUAAGCGUGAAAGAGCCACAGCUCGAAGGAAGUUCCAUAGUGAUCAUGAUCAAACCCAACAAUACAAUCUCCACCAACAGAUUAGCCCUUUUUCCAGUUUCCCUACUGAGCCUCCUAUGCACCACCCUGGUGCACAUCUUGAGCAGUGGCUCGAGCCCUUCCAACCUCACCUUCCCCCUUCUGGCUUCGUUCCUCAUCAGGGUUUCACUGCUGUUUCUUCUCCUGAUCAGACUGUCUCUCCAACCACUGAUGUUGAUGACUCCACAAAUGUCGACCUCACUCUUCGUUUAUAA
Molecule: messenger RNA, 553 nt
Organism: Durio zibethinus
Lineage: Eukaryota; Viridiplantae; Streptophyta; Magnoliopsida; Malvales; Malvaceae
Biological process (GO): negative regulation of abscisic acid-activated signaling pathway
Source: RefSeq, a predicted model, not a curated record